Messenger RNA from Panicum virgatum (switchgrass), 1706 nucleotides. RefSeq lists its product as uncharacterized. Lineage: Eukaryota; Viridiplantae; Streptophyta; Magnoliopsida; Poales; Poaceae. The transcript is spliced from 2 exons. Bases 77 to 1510 code for a protein of 477 amino acids. Gene Ontology annotation, molecular function: DNA-binding transcription factor activity. The record is from RefSeq and is a predicted model, not a curated record.
ACGAGCCCACGACAGGCCCCAACGCCGCCGCGCCGCGCCCACACGCGCACAAACCCCUCCUCGUCUUCCUCCCCCCAUGGCGACCAAGCCCUACUUCCUCUGGGGGGACACGCACACCGCCUCCGCCUCCGCCUCCGCCGCGGCCUUCGACUCCGACGCCGCCGCGGUCUACGGCGGCUCGCGCGCUCCGGAGACGGCGGCGCUGCUGGCUGCCGCGACGGCGGCGGGGGACACGGCCGCGGUCGCGCCGGAGCUCGGCGCUGAGGCGGUGGCGCGGCCGCGGAUGCGGCGGAACCCGUCCGCGUCCGCGUCCGGGAAGCAGCAGCAGCAGCCGCAGCAGGCGGGCGGCGGCGGCGGGGCCAAGAAGCCGCCGCAGCGCGGGCUCGGCGUCGCGGAGCUCGAGCGGCUCCGCUGCGGGGACGACCCGCUCCGCGAGCUGCUCGUGGACGCCGCCGGCGCGCAGGGACACCCGCUGCUCCAGUACCACCACCACCACCACCACCUACAGGUGCCGCCCUCGGCGUUCGACUCCACCGCCAGCGCGCGCUACUGCUCGCAGCUGCUGGCCCCGGCGCCAGGUCCCGCUCCCCUCUGCUUCCUCCACACGCCCGCGGCGGCCCCGCUCGUGGCGCCGGAGCAGCAGUACUUCAGGGACCGUUGGGGCCGCAUGGGGGGCUUCCCCCCGGCGGGAAAUGGUUCCGGCGGCGGCGCCGACCACCAGCCCCAGCUGCUGCCGGCGCCAGAGCACCCUUCAAGCCAAAACACCAUCUGGCGUCCUGCUGCGUCCUCCCCCUCCUCCUGCCUCCACACUGGCCACCGCUGCGACAUCUGCUGCAGGAGGAUGAGGGCUGCCUUGGCAGAGAGAGGAGCGCUGGCACCGACGCCGCCUCCUGCGUCUCCAAACACCGCCGCCGGCUCCAACACCGACGCCACGCCAGACUACUCCAUCAACGAUCUCGCCGCGGCCAUGGCCGCCGCUCGCCAGGUAACAGCAUCUACAUAUCAACAAUGCAAUUGCUCGUUUAUCAGUCAAGUCAUCUGCCCGUGCGCCCGCAAUGAUGUCCUUUUGCCUGCUCGUGAAAGCUUCGCUCAGUUGCGGUGUGUACGCCCUGCGCGCGCAGGGAGACACGUUCUUGGCCCUGGAGAGGGACGGCGGGGCGCCCGCGGCGGCCGAGGCGCCGGCGAAGAAGGAGGUGCGGGAGAUCGAGUUCUUCCCGGCGGCGAGCGCGCACCACACAGGCGGCGGCGGCGGCGGGGGCGGCCGGGUAUCCGUCCGCGGCGACUCGGAGCUCGCGGCGCCCUUCUCCUCCCCGUACGGCGCCGCCGCCGCCGGCCGCACCGCACCGCAGCUCGACCUGUCUCUGAGGCUGUAGGGGCGUCGCGUCGAUCGAUCACUGCACCUUCUCGGCGGCGUAGGGUUUUAGCUUGUGUUUCUGCUUCAAUCGGUCGUCGCGUGCUAUGCUAUAAUAUUAGUAUUCUAGAUCGUUGCGUUCAAAAAAAAGUAUUCUAGAUCGUUUGGUUUGCUCUUGUGGGACUAGCUUUUGGAUUUUACUAUUAGAAGACUUUGGUAGUACAUGGAACUCUUUUAUUUUUUCUGAAAUGCUGGCGAAUCUAUUAUCAUGUAGUAUGUGUGGGAACAUACAAUAUGUAUUCGGAUGAGGUCAAUUAUAUUUUAACGACAGUGAAACGACCCCGUAUUUGCAUGA